GGUUUGUCUCUAGGGUUCUCUUUGGGGGGCAAAGCUAGGGCAGGGCUUAUACGUUUCUCAAAAUUAUAGGGCUUCAGAGUCGCCGUCUCUCGGAAUUCCUAAAAUCUGGUGAACAAUGUCGGAUUUUUUGCCCAGAGAAGUGAUGGGUGAGAUCCUUGCAAGACUACCUGUGAAGACUGUUGUACAGAUCAGGUGCGUUUGCAAAUCAUGGAAUUCUCUAAUCACUAGUGAUAAUUUCAUCACCUUAUAUCUCAAUCGAACUACCCAUUUGAACAACACCAACAACACUCACCUACUUCUCGUUAGGCAAUGCACUAAAAAUCAAGACAAAGAGGAAGAGGAAGAGCAUUACUCGCUACAUUUUGAUAACCAAUCGUUUGAUACAUAUCGUGUGAACCUCGAAAGUCCAACCCCAGUUUUUGAAUCUUAUUUCCGAAUACUUGGUUCUUGUAAUGGUUUGGUAUGCCUCAGUGAUGAUUUAUGCAGUUAUACGGAUCUUACCUUUCUGUGGAACCCCACUAUUAGAAAAUGGUUGGAGCUUCCAGAGCCCCGUGUUACCUUUCAAUCGUAUGGCCCGCAUUGGCUUGCUCUUGGUUUUGGCUUCGAUUGCAGGACUAAUGAUUAUAAGGUAGUUAGAGUUGUCUUCCCCGAAUUCGGGGAAGUCAGCUCUCAUUGUGAGGUUGAGCUGUACUCGCUUAAACAAGGUUCUUGGAGAAGCAUUAGUAGCACUACUCGUCCCCGAUAUCGAAUCAAUUAUACUUCAUCUGCCACACAGGCUUUUUUCAAUGGGGCUGUCCAUUGGAUUGGAGGUGGUUAUCGUGAUUAUCCUCCUUUGAUCUUCUCAUUCGAUAUGAGUACUGAGGAAUUCCACGAGAUGAAGUUGCCAACAAGUCUAGUGUGCGCAGGUGUCCUAGAUUUGAAUAUUGCAGUGAUUAAGGAGUCACUCUCUGUUUUCCAGUAUCAUAGAACAACAACUAGACAAGUGUCAAUAUGGGUGAUGAAAGAAUACCGCGUGUCAGAGUCUUGGGCCCAACUGUUCACUGUAGAUUUGGAUCGAGGUUACGGGAAGAUAAUUGGAUUCAGGAGGAACGGUGAAGUUCUCUUGCCAUCAAAUGGGGAUAUGCUUUCAGUUGACCUACAGGCUCAACAAAGUACUUUUUGUGGAAUCCGUGGUGUUGCGAAAUCAUUUUAUGUUGGUAAUUACACGGAGAGCUUAGUCUUGCUCAACAAAGGAAUUGGAUUGUUUGGGGAUGCAAACACAGUCUCGUGAUGCAGUUACUUCAAAGGAUGGAGGAGUUGCAAGAACCAAGAAAAUUUUGUUAAGUGAUAAACAAUAGGAAGAGCAAGCAAAUACACAACCUUGCAUUAAAAUUCCUCUUUUGAAUGCUAGUUCAAUUACUCUGCUGGAUAGCAUGUAUAUCACAAGUAAGAGUAGUUGUGGAGAUUAAUAGCUGCAGUAUUAAUAUUAAUCCUUUUUGUUAUCACUGCGUGAAACUUUUUUUGUUCACUAUCUGUUUGCAUGUGCUUCAUUUGUCCUAGUUAGCUCUUUUUACUAAUGUUAUUUGUUUUACUUAUCCAAAAAGGAAGGAAAACAUAUGGUUGUGAAUCAUGUUUAGCCUCCUAGCGAAUGAAUUCUAUUAUGGUGAUAACAAGUCUUGUUUUUCUUUA
Cornus florida is the source of this 1668-nucleotide messenger RNA. Its product is annotated as F-box/kelch-repeat protein At3g06240-like. The transcript has a single exon. The record is from RefSeq and is a predicted model, not a curated record. Bases 116 to 1270 code for a protein of 384 amino acids. NCBI's taxonomy places the organism in Eukaryota, Viridiplantae, Streptophyta, Magnoliopsida, Cornales, Cornaceae. Gene Ontology annotation, molecular function: protein binding.